Caenorhabditis elegans is the source of this 506-nucleotide messenger RNA. RefSeq names its product DUF4440 domain-containing protein (gene C16C8.10). The record is from RefSeq and is marked reviewed. The transcript has 2 exons. Lineage: Eukaryota; Metazoa; Nematoda; Chromadorea; Rhabditida; Rhabditidae. Bases 1 to 483 code for a protein of 160 amino acids.
AUGCGCCUUCCUUUUUUCCUUCUCGUCGUUAUCGGACUUUCAGUCAUCUAUGCUUCAGAAAAUUCUGAGCAUGAUCGUUUAAUUCAAGAUAUGAAAACGAGGAGUAUUGUGCUCCAAUUCCAAGAACAGUUCAAAAGAGCCAUCUUUACAGGAGACCUUUUGAAAGUUCUUCCAUUUAUUUCUCCCCAGAACGGUAACACCAACAUCGACGCCAGCAAACUUAUGCAAGAACUAAAAGACUUGGCGCCAAGAUCCAGAGAUUGGCACUUUGUGAAUGGAAAUUUGAACGAAAUUUCAUUUUUAGCUUACUUUUGCAAGCCGUCAAGUCCAACCAUCAAAUUGCAAAACGACAAUUACAAAACGUCAACUUUUGUUCUGGAACAUGAUGCUGCAACACUUUUGGAAACUGGCAACUGGACACUGAAGAGCAUGACCGACCUGGAGACCAUUGAUUAUAAUGCAUUUAUCCAACUAUUCGGUUGAUUUGAACAAAGUUUUGUUACUCA